This is a messenger RNA of Brachypodium distachyon (stiff brome), 1950 nucleotides long. RefSeq names its product disease resistance protein RGA2. The transcript is spliced from 3 exons. NCBI's taxonomy places the organism in Eukaryota, Viridiplantae, Streptophyta, Magnoliopsida, Poales, Poaceae. The coding region runs from base 243 to 1532 and encodes 429 amino acids. The record is from RefSeq and is a predicted model, not a curated record. Gene Ontology annotation, molecular function: ADP binding.
CAGAGGGGCGGCACAUCACAAAUCGAGGAAUGUUCCUGCAGCUGAAGGCACUCAUUGAGGGCGUAUAUCUCGGGUACUACAUGAUCGACAAGCUCAAGCUUGAGUCCCUUGGAGAAGAGAGAAUCGACGAUGACGAGGUGUCAACCUGUGCAAACAGAUAGAGAGGCUGUCCUGGCAAAAAAAAACUAGAGAGGCCGGGUGCUGCAGAAGAUACAUGACGGGAGGGUUCAGCUCAGCUCAGCAUGGAAGUUCUGAUUUCUGCAGUCGCAGGUGAUCUUAUCAGCCGGUUCAUCUCUUUCCUGGCACAAAGUUAUGGCAGUCAAACUUGUGAAGAGGAUGAUCGUAGAAGGCUGGAGCGCUUGUUGCUAAGGAUACAAACAGUGGUUGAGGAAGCAGAGGGGCGGCACAUCACAAACCAAGGAAUGUUCCUGCAGCUGAAGACACUCAUCGAGGGCAUAUAUCUCGGGUACUACAUGCUCGACAGGCUCAGACUUGAGUCCCUUCGAGAAGAGAGCAUCGACGACGAUCAGGUGAGUCGUCAGAGCCAAUCCUUCACCGUUUCUACUUUUAACACUGCCAAGCGCCGUUGUUUUCAUGCUGCCGGAACAAAGAGCACGAGAAAGUUGAAAGGUGUUCUUGAGUGUUUAGAGACUAAGAUCACAGACAUGAGAGAGUUUGUCAUGCUCCUCGGCAACUGCCCUCGCCUGCCUCAUCAGCCUUACAGUACAUAUAUGUACAUCGAUAAAUGUAUGUUUGGCCGCCACAUUGAGAAAGAGCAACUCAUCAACUUCUUGCUAUAUGACAGUCACGAUUUCACAGAUUUAAGCAUCCUUCCGAUCAUCGGCCCGCACCAAAUUGGGAAGAAAACUCUGGUGCAACAUGUUUGCAAGGACAAGAGGGUGCACGAUCAUUUCUCCCACAUGUUUUUCUUUAGAGGUGAGGAUCUACGGAAAGGAGAGUUCUUGGUGAACGGCAAGGCAGCCUCAGGGAAAUACUUGUUUGUUGUUGAUUUCAGUCGGGAUGUGGAUGAGGCAGCAUGGACAAAGUUCCGAUCAUACUUGAAGGUGCCAAGUACUGGGACUAAAAUUGUAUUGAUAGGCAGGGCAGAGCAAGUUGCCAACUUAGGGACUGCUCGACCCAUCAGGCUGAAGUGUUUGUCUCAAGAAGAAUACUGGUACUACUUCAAGGCACUUUCCUUUGGAAGCAUGGACCCUGAUGAGCAUCCAAAGCUGGUAUCCCUCGGUAUGCAGCUGGCCACUGAACUUAAUGGAUCUCUUCUUGCUGCAAAUGUACUUGGCCAGGCACUGAGAGCUAACCCUAACGCUCCAUUCUGGCAAAAGGUAUUAUUGAGCAUGAAAGAACUCGUGCGCGUGCACAUGUUCGCCUUCGGCAUACACCUGGAGUUCCUUCUCGAGAGAAAUUCUCCUGUUAAUUUCACUAAACUGGCCUUGGUGGGCGGCCGAUCUCAAGGAUAUCUGGUGUAUCAAGUGGCGGACCUCGAGAAUUUUGUCAUUGGGUUCACUUCAUUGUGAAACUAGGUUCCAGCUAGUCACAAACAGUAAACAUUUGCGAUAUCCCCUCUUCAGAGAAGCUUGAGGUGCCGUAGCGUCAGCAAGAAGAAUUGUUUCACUUUACAUAUAUGCCUGUAUAUGCACUUGUUAGAUAGAUUGGGGAUAUGUAAAAUGCAGUCAGUUUCUAUCUGCUGCUUUGAGCUGUGUGUGCCAUGAACAGGUAGUUCAAAACGUCUGACUAACUGCCUGUGGUGUGGCCAAUUCUUUCAAUUAAACCAGCUCAGCCAAGACGUGUUGAUGGAGUAAAAUUAGUUUCAAAGUCACACAUGGAAGUUAGUAAGUAGCCUUCUUUGACUCGACUUUCAGCAUAGAAAUCCUAUGUUGUUUUCCACAUAAUAAUUAAGGGCUAUAUAUAUGUGCAAAUUGCUUGCUUUCUUGA